CCAGGAUUGUUGCUAAUGACCUGUAGUGAAGUGAAAUCAAAAUGUGCAUUCUUCUGUAGUUUGGAUAUGGCCAUUACUAUCAGUGCAUUUCUCAAGUGUUUGUUCUAUGAAUCCUCGUGUUAUUUGUGAACUAUAUGUUUCGUACUAUAUUAGUGUAUAUUUCUCAUGAGGAUUAAACUAAAGUUUAGGUGACGACAGCACGAUGGAUCAGCAAAAUGAUGCAGAAAAAGUCAUAUCUAAUGAAUUAUAGAUAAUUGAUGAAAGCAAAAUGCGGAGGCGGGUCCUUCUUCAUUAAGUGGCUUCUUCAGCGAUCGAUGUGCUGAAGUUGAGAUCACAUGUUGAAAAAAUAAGGAAUAUAAAAGUUUAAAUAUGGACUUUGACAUUCUGAGAUGCUGCUGCAUCACAUUUGUGCUGUCCGCCUGGGUCACCCCUGCCAGUUUUUCCUCGUUUGAGACGAAUGCCGGGUCCAGCAUUUACGUGGACAAAAUUGGUCUCGAACAAAGCAUCGCUGCAGUGCUGCAUAAAGUGGCUUAUGGUUCUACUACGACCAAGCGAAGCAUACCAGAUGGCAUGUCAGCUACUGGUUCCGGCGUUACGACUGUUACGACACCUCUGCUUACCACGUUUCGUUAUCGUGAGCGAGAUCAUGACCUGGAACGACCUCAUGAACCACCGAAUGGCCCAGCUGGUUUCGAAUUGGAUCUUGAAAAGGAUCAUGCGCUACCUACGUCCGCACCAAAUGCUGAUAUAUUAAAAAGUCACGGUAGCUCUUCGUAUCCAAAUCCUAAUCGUCAUCAUAAUGGUGAUAGAGGUACGGGCCAUCAAAAACACAAUCCUCUAGGAAACAUGGACGGCCCUUCUCGUAAAUUGGCUGUACCACCAACACAGUGGAUGUAUUCACGCGAUGUUCCGUCCUAUGCUCCACCAUCUCGAUCGUAUAAUACGCCUCCAUUGCCGCCGGAUUAUUUUCAGUUUGCUGACAAACCCACAUUGCGUAAUUCAAAUUCGGAAGGCAUUCUCGGUAGCAAUGGGGGCGUUUCUACUAGUUACGCUAGUCGUCGUCCGUUGCCGCCACCGAGUCUUAUGCCUAAUCAUGAAAGAAUUCCUGUCAGGCCUCCAAACUUAGCAUCAGGAGUGCUGGCACCCGAUGCUAUGCCGCCACAAGAGCCAUCGACGGAAGGCAGAAAAAAGACUCUAAAUACGCCCUACAACCGCGCGACACAAAUAGACACAUCGCACAAUCAACUUCCGGUAAAUGGUCCUGAUGUAGGUCGAGUGGAUCCAAAUGGUAAUUUGACCGAUUUCAUGCCGAAUGGAAGUUUCUUACAUUACCCUAGUAUUUCGCGCAUUCUGUCUGGAUCAAAUGGCCGCAAGGAAGAAAUACCAGCUGUUUUACUCAGAACAGUAACUGCUGGACCGAGCAUCAUAUUACCUCCACUAUCAUCUCCCGCACCACCAGAAGAUAAAAUUCACGAAUCAUGGAAUAUACCAAAAGAAUCUGAAAGAAAAUUAGUAGAAGCGGAAUUAUUACCAUCUGACGUUGAUGAUUCUAAAUCGCAGCUUGAUGACGCAAAUAAUAUCAAAAACCAAGAUACAACAGAUCAAGUUUUUCCUAUGGAAUAUUCUACUGAAAUAAUACAACUUGCAAAUGUGAACAAUGAUCGAAAUUUAUAUUCCUCUACAUCACGACCGUCAGAAAGAGGACCCUAUAGUCCACCCUACACAACCUGGACAGUAGCUUGGAACUUGCAUAUAUAUCUUGUUGCAAUUUUGUUCACAAUACUCGCAGUUUACUCUAUAUUCAAAAUAAUAUGCUAUGACAAAUUGACACAUCUUAGUCAAUCAUAUUUUGUAUGUUUGCAUUUGACAUUGAUAUUAAUUUGUUUGGCAAGAAUAUUUUAUUUGUGUUAUGAUCCAUACAAUAUCCACUCAAGUUUUCAUAUAUUUAUAUCAGAAAUAUUACUAAAUUUACCAGCAGCAUUCUUAACAGUAUCAUUUGCAAUACUGAUAUUGUUUCUUCUUAGACGUACUAUUAACUUGAAGAACAAUCGGUAUUCUGCUUUGGUUCGACCGCUAACUGUUAUUAUUGGAAGUAGUGUACAUGUUGGUCUAUGCAUUACAUUACAUUAUGUUGAAAGUCAUAGUCACGGACAUGGAAAUAACCAGGAACCUCGGAUUCUUGGUUUAAUAUGCCAGAUUAUAUACAUAUUUGUAUGCUUGAGUUUGGGGUUGUUGUAUCUUUACAUUUAUCGGAUACUUAAACGUAUUUUGCGAAAUAAAUCUCAAAAUUAUAUACAUGGCUAUCAAAAUCUAUCAUAUGCAAUUCAUAUUAGUAUUGCUACGGCUUUGCUGUUUAUAUUACUAGCAGCUUUACAAGUAUAUGGUGUUGUGGAUAUGACUACAUCUCCACGAUUAGCGUUAUCUGAAUUUGAUUGGUUGCAAUGGGGUUAUCAGUUUUCUUUGAGACUGAUAGAAGUGGCUGUUAUUACACUUAUGUCUUGGGUUGCCGGACUAAGAACUGGCUCAUCAAAGUCAUUACAAAGAGAGAAAGGAAUGGAACCACAUAAUGUUUCCGGUUUUGCUCUAUUUCCGUGUACUUCUAGCUCUAGCCAAGAACAUUUUGAAACUGACUACCCAGCCAUAUGCAAUGCCAAUACUAAUCUACAUACAUAUACUUUACGAACCGGUAAGCCGAUAUAUGAUGACAGCUUUGCUUUAAAUUCAUUAGGGACUGAAGUGCCAACUGCUCCUCAAUCAAGACCAAUUGAUUACCAAAUGAGUGUUGGCCCUGAUACAGGCCGUUCAAUAGAAACUGAUAGUGCUUGUUCUUCAGCGCACAAUGGUAAUCUAUUAGUGCAAAAUGAAUUUACAUCAGUGCCUAAAGAUUAUUUGAACAACAGCAGUGCUGUACCAGAUCAUUAUGAGAAUCCAGACUUUGAAUUUCGCGGUACACCGCGAAAUACAACGCCCAUUCCAAGCAAUUGUUACUCUGAACCAGUAGAUAUGAAGGAACACGGCCAUUACAACCACUCAGUCCAGAAUCUGGAUUUCAAAAAUUUUGAAAGACCGCAUUUCGAUAAACCUGCCUCGCGUACUGAAUUUCGAGCUUCGAAGAAUAUGAAAAACGUGAAGAAUGGUUGUGGCGUUCAGCAUUCUGAACGUGAUUAUGAGCAAUCAGCGCACAAUGUAUACGGUUCUGGACGUCACAGUUCGUUUGAUCGAAGGGGGGUACGAAAAAGCGGCACAAUGAGCAAUAUCGGUGGUGUGCACACCAGCGGCAUUCGGUCCAGCGGCGGUAGCAGAUCAUCGGGGGUGCAGACACUGAGCUCUUCUAGAGCGGAACGUGAACGAUCCUCCACGCGAUCGAAAAAACAUCACGCUGUUCCUGAUCAUCACAUGUACGAUGAGGAAUAUAAAAUAGAUCCCGGUUACCCCGAACGGCCGCAGUUCGACCGUAGACAACAUUCCCGCAUGUCUGAUCAGAAGGCAGAGCAAGAUGCCGAAAUCAACGAAAGCAUGCUCGUGGCCGAGCACGGCUUCGUCAGAUUCCGCGCUCUAGACGCGGUCCCUCCCAUUUCGGUCCAGAGGGCCAGCAAAGGCAAAGAGAAACGCUAUAAUACGUAGUGCCGACGUUUCGAAAGCCUUAUUAUCCUUACAUAAUUGGAUUGCCAGUGCGACUUAAUUUGUACAUAAAGUUAGGUAUUAAAAAUUAUCCUUACAUAGUAUUUUAUGCGCAGCUACAUACUUGUAUCCAAAUUCAUGCACUAGUUGUCAAUAUUAAAAUUGUGAUCAAUAUAUCAAUAGAGUCUUAUAUUGGAGCAACAAUCAUAAUUUACAUUUCAUUGAUUCACAUAUGCUCAUGAACUCAUUUCACAUGUGAUG
This is a messenger RNA of Ctenocephalides felis (cat flea), 3882 nucleotides long. RefSeq lists its product as uncharacterized. The record is from RefSeq and is a predicted model, not a curated record. Lineage: Eukaryota; Metazoa; Arthropoda; Insecta; Siphonaptera; Pulicidae.